AUGGACGACGCUGGUAACUGGGCCGACACGAAUCCUAACGCUAUCCGUCUUCUUAACGAGUUAGCUCCGUCUCAGCAGACUAUCAUCAGCUUUACAAGCUUGUUCUGUACACGAUUUGAGUCCCUUAUCGAGUUCCACAGCGGAGUACGAGACCAGCCACCACAGCUACCGGAGCAGCCUGUCAUACCAGUGCAGCCUACUCCACAGCUACCAAAGCCUACUCUGCAGCUAUCAAAGCAGCCAAUGCCAGUCAUACCACAGUCAGCUCCAUCAGUACCAGAGCAGCCUACUCCAGAGCUACCAAAGCCUACUCUGCAGCUAUCAAAGCAGCCAAUGCCAGUCUUACCAGAGCAGCCUGUCGUACCAGAGAAGCCUGUCAUACCAGAGCAGCCUACCGUACCACAGCUGUCAGAGCUACCACAGCAGCCUACUCCACAAGUACCAGAGCAGCCAGUCCUACCAGAGCAGCCUACCCUACAGCUACCAGAGCAGCCCGUCAUACCACAGUCAGCUCCGUUAGUAUUACGGCAGCCUAUCACAUCAGUCCUACCACAGCAGCUACCUCAGCCCGAUUUCACGUUUACACUCACACACCUCACUCAGCAGUCCGAUACUACCUUACACUACUGGUUCUGGCCUAUCAUGGGGGUUGGUUAG
Letharia columbiana is the source of this 657-nucleotide messenger RNA. RefSeq lists its product as uncharacterized. The record is from RefSeq and is a predicted model, not a curated record. The transcript has a single exon. The coding region runs from base 1 to 657 and encodes 218 amino acids. NCBI's taxonomy places the organism in Eukaryota, Fungi, Ascomycota, Lecanoromycetes, Lecanorales, Parmeliaceae.